AUGAAGCUGAAGAUUGCCACGUCUGAUCCAGAUCUCUUACGAGGUAUGCGCGCCAUUCUGACUCUGCUGCUGCUGUUCGACUUUUACUAA
Kuraishia capsulata CBS 1993 is the source of this 90-nucleotide messenger RNA. RefSeq lists its product as uncharacterized. NCBI's taxonomy places the organism in Eukaryota, Fungi, Ascomycota, Pichiomycetes, Pichiales, Pichiaceae. The coding region runs from base 1 to 90 and encodes 29 amino acids. The record is from RefSeq and is a predicted model, not a curated record. The transcript has a single exon.